This is a messenger RNA of Aethalodelphis obliquidens (Pacific white-sided dolphin), 3262 nucleotides long. RefSeq names its product calpain 2 (gene CAPN2). The transcript has 21 exons. Gene Ontology annotation, molecular function: calcium ion binding; calcium-dependent cysteine-type endopeptidase activity. Gene Ontology annotation, cellular component: cytoplasm. The coding region runs from base 221 to 2323 and encodes 700 amino acids. Gene Ontology annotation, biological process: proteolysis. The record is from RefSeq and is a predicted model, not a curated record. Lineage: Eukaryota; Metazoa; Chordata; Mammalia; Artiodactyla; Delphinidae.
GGCCGGCCGGCAGGGUCUAGGGCCGCGCGCCGAGCUGGCGGGGAGCGGCCAGGCCACGCCCCGACGCGCGGAGUGCGCUGCCCUGCCGGGUGAAUCAUCACCCGCGGCGGCCGCUCCCAGUCCCGCUGCCGCGCGCCGAACCCUGGCCGCGCCCCUGCGGAGCGACGCGCAGAGCAGCCGCUGAGACUCUCGCUCGCGCAGCGCGGACACCGGGCCGACCAUGGCGGGCAUCGCGGUCAAGCUGGCGAGGGACCGGGAGGCGGCCGAGGGGCUGGGCUCGCACGAGAGGGCCAUCAAGUACCUCAACCAGGACUACGCGGCGCUGCGGGACGAGUGCCUGGAGGCCGGGGCGCUCUUCCAGGACCCGUCCUUCCCGGCCCUCCCGUCUUCCCUGGGCUUCAAGGAGUUGGGACCCUACUCCAGCAAGACCCGGGGCAUCGAGUGGAAGCGGCCCACGGAGAUCUGCGAUGAUCCACAAUUUAUUACUGGAGGGGCCACUCGCACAGACAUCUGCCAAGGAGCCCUGGGUGACUGCUGGCUACUGGCAGCCAUUGCCUCCCUCACCUUGAAUGAAGAAGUCCUGGCCCGAGUCGUCCCCUUGGACCAGAGCUUCCAGGAGAACUACGCGGGGAUCUUCCACUUCCAGUUCUGGCAGUACGGCGAAUGGGUGGAGGUGGUGGUGGACGACAGGCUGCCCACCAAGGACGGGGAGCUGCUCUUCGUGCACUCGGUAGAGGGCAGUGAGUUCUGGAGCGCGCUGCUGGAGAAGGCCUACGCCAAGAUCAAUGGGUGUUACGAAGCACUCUCCGGGGGUGCCACCACUGAGGGCUUCGAGGACUUCACCGGAGGCAUCGCCGAGUGGUAUGAGUUAAGGAAGGCCCCUCCCAACCUGUUCAGGAUCAUCCAGAAAGCUCUGCAGAAAGGCUCUCUGCUUGGCUGCUCUAUCGAUAUCACCAGUGCUGCAGACUCGGAGGCCAUCACCUUCCAGAAGCUGGUGAAAGGGCACGCGUACUCGGUCACUGGCGCCGAGGAGGUGGAAAGCAGAGGAAGCCUGCAGAAGCUGAUCCGCAUCCGGAAUCCCUGGGGAGAGGUGGAGUGGACCGGGCAGUGGAACGACAACUGCCCAAACUGGACCACUAUUGACCCAGAGGAGAGGGAAAGGCUGACCAGGCGGCAGGAGGAUGGGGAAUUCUGGAUGUCUUUCAACGACUUCCUGAGGCACUAUUCCCGCCUGGAGAUCUGCAACCUGACCCCUGACACGCUGACCAGUGACACCUACAAGAAGUGGAAACUCACCAAGAUGGAUGGGAACUGGAGGCGGGGCUCCACCGCGGGCGGCUGCAGGAACUACCCGAAUACCUUCUGGAUGAACCCUCAGUACCUGAUCAAGCUGGAGGAGGAGGACGAAGACCAGGAGGAUGGGGAGAACGGCUGCACCUUCCUGGUGGGUCUCAUCCAGAAGCACCGGCGGCGGCAGAGGAAGAUGGGCGAGGACAUGCACACCAUUGGCUUUGGCAUCUAUGAGAUUCCAGAGGAGUUGACAGGACAGAACAACGUCCACCUCAGCAAGAGCUUCUUCCUGACUCACCGAGCGAGGGAGCGGUCGGACACCUUCAUCAACCUGCGGGAGGUGCUCAACCGCUUCAAGCUGCCCCCGGGGGAGUACAUCCUGGUGCCGUCCACCUUCGAGCCCAACAAGGACGGGGACUUCUGCAUCCGGGUCUUUUCCGAGAAGAAAGCUGACUACCAAGUUGUCGACGACGAAAUCGAGGCCAACCUUGAAGAGAUUGAUGUCAGCGAGGACGACAUCGAUGAUGGAUUCAGGAGGCUGUUUGCCCAGUUGGCAGGAGAGGAUGCAGAGAUCUCUGCCUUUGAGUUGCAGACAAUCCUGAGAAGAGUUCUGGCAAGGCGCCAAGAUAUCAAGUCAGACGGCUUCAGCAUAGAGACCUGCAAAAUCAUGGUUGACAUGCUCGACUCGGAUGGGAGUGGCAAGCUGGGUCUGAAGGAGUUCUACAUUCUUUGGACCAAGAUUCAGAAAUACCAAAAAAUUUACCGGGAGAUCGACGUGGACAGGUCCGGAACCAUGAACUCCUAUGAGAUGCGGAAAGCAUUAGAAGAAGCAGGUUUCAAGAUGCCCUGUCAGCUCCACCAAGUCAUCGUUGCUCGGUUCGCAGAUGACCAGCUCGUCAUCGAUUUUGACAAUUUUGUUAGGUGUUUGUUUCGACUGGAAACACUAUUCAGGAUAUUUAAGCGGCUGGACCCCGAGGAUACUGGUAUGAUCCAGCUUGACCUUAUCUCUUGGCUGUGUUUUUCAGUACUUUGAGGUUAUAACUGAUCUGCCUGAAGACUUCUCAUGAAAGAAUCAGCCACGGACUAAGCCUCCACAGAGAAACUUUUUAUCUGGAUCUUGAACUUAUGGGAACAUUUACUUAAACUGAUGAUUAGAGCUGAAAAUGAUGAUACUAUCUGCUUGAGAAAGCAGAACUUUCAGAUAUCAAUGUAAAAGAUUUGCAUAUAAUCGUACUAAAUGCAAGCGAGUCACUUAACCCUUGAAAAACUUAGAGAAAACCUUCAAUCUGUACAUAGGAUACACUUUACUUUUACACACUUUCCUGUUUAUAACAAUAUUAAAUCAGGAAAAAAAUGCAGGGAGGUAUUUAACAGCUGAGCUUAAUUUAACAUUCAGUCAAACCUUAAAGGACAUAAGGUCCUUGCCGGCAAUAUUUAAAGCAACUUUGAGUUUAAAAAUACAGUUGUGACAUGUACCAAAGAGCUGUCCAGGGGUUACCAUUUCCCUUGAGUAAAAUGGAAAAAUAUGCUGCAUCACGAAGGCACCUGAAGAGGCCAGGUGAGAAGCACAUCUCUCAUUUGGGCUAAAUAAGAGACAGAUUUUAUAUAAAACUGAUUGGUUAACAGUGUGUCUGUCUCAAGUCCUCGCACACGUCUGGUCUUAUAAACUGAGCGUUACGAUACUGAAGGGACGCUCCUGUUGCUCAGCUGAAGUGAUGACCCAAACCGGGGGUCCCGUCUGCAAGCCCACGGUGACGGAAGACAGCAGAGCUGUUCGCCGCCUGCCUCGAACCUUCCCAGACUUCACCGCUAGCGUUCGUGCAUGGAUUGGGGGGGACGCCCGUGGAAACCACAUGAACGUGUUUCCUGGCUUCACCUUGGGUAAAUGCUAGCGACACUGUACAGAUACUGCCUUGUUGCCUUAUCUUCUUGCAAAUGUACUGUUCAAUAAAGAGUCGCUCAGGCAAUCGCA